Linnemannia hyalina is the source of this 1869-nucleotide messenger RNA. The record is from the annotation of a GenBank genome assembly. NCBI's taxonomy places the organism in Eukaryota, Fungi, Mortierellomycota, Mortierellomycetes, Mortierellales, Mortierellaceae.
AUGAACCAGCACCCGAGCAAUCCCUUGGUUUUUCAAGACUCCUUCAACCGCGACGGGUUUCAUGACGGAGGAAACAGCUCUGCCAACGGUGGCAAGGAUGAGAACAGCACCGGCAAUUCAUUUUUUGAGAAUGAAAUGUCAUUCAACUCGGACAGGUUUCUUUGCGUCAACUUUUCCGACGAUCUCUUCUCUUCGACUCCAAUCUUCUCCAGCCUCCCCCAGGUCACUGAGCACAUGUGUUUUGCCCAGCAAGAGCAGCAACAGCUUCAGCAACACACCGAGCAUCAAGUUCAUUUCCCGUCAUCCCUGGCCGAUUCCUCGACCUUCGCCUUUCCCCUCGAGCACACUUUUACUCAGCAGCAACAGUCACAAGGGCAUGCCGCGCAAGUUCUGUCGAUGCCGCAGUUUUCCACCGUCCAAUAUGUCCCGGAGUCGCAACAGACCCACCAAGACACCACUACCCUUGAUUCGCAGCAGCAACUACUACAUCAUCAGACCCCCACCAUCCCAUCUCAACCCCAACAGUACUGCGACUCUUCCGUCCUAAACGCCUUCCGACAACACUUACCCUCUCCUUCCCCUUCGUUGGACGCAAGCACUGCCGCAUCUGUGGCGAUCAUUGCCACCGCUACCUCUGCUGACACUCAUCACCAGCAGAACCCUAACUAUUACAAUAACGUCCUUCUGAACCAGACCUCUUCCACCCAACGGAUCCCUAUGGGCUUUACUCAAUUCCGCUCACCCGCACUGGAUCAAUUCUCCCUCGCCAGUCCUAAUGAGGACUCAUUGUCACCGGCCACGGAGCAUGGGUAUUUUGAUAGGACUGAAGAGUCCUCAUCGUCUUCGCCAUUUUACCAUCCUUUGUCGUCGGCUUAUUUGAAUUACAGCGGCGCCGAGUACUUGACAAGUUCCUUGCAAGACUUUGCACUGUCUGCCGGCAACGGUCUCUUCCCCCUCCUCACAUCUGCCUCAAGCUCAAGCCCGGUCUCCAGCUCCGUCAUGGUCAUUCCCUUCAACAACGUCCUGCCUUCGCCGACAUCCUCUCCUACGGAUCUUCUAACAGUCCUAGUUCCACCGUCUGUUAUCAGUCGAGCGGUCCGCAAGACCGCAUCCCAGCAGCAACUGUCUACCUCCGGUCAUCACCAGUAUCAUCAAGAUUCCUUUUUGUCGUCGCCAGCGUCCUCUACCUGCGACACUCUUGUUAGUUACUCUCCUACCUUGUCGAACUCGUCGGCUUCGCCUUUGUUCGGUUCUACGGUUCCCGCUUUGUCUUCUCCCCUCAAGCAACAGUUCAAACGCGUCGCAUUCUCGGACGGUGACGAUUCCGAUAUCCCCAAUGAAGAAGAGGAGAACAAGCGCAACCCCAAGCGCAGAAAGCGUGUCCGCAAAGCCGCUCCCAAGCCUGUCAACAAGCCCAAGGGACCCCGGAUUACCCUCUACUGCCAGUACCCGGGUUGCAAAGUAACCUGCUCCAGCCACCCCUCCAUGGUCCGCCAUGCUGAAGCCCACAAAUGGCGAGGCCUUUACUCCCCCGUCCGGUGCGAGGCUUGCCAGAGCUCGCUCUCGAACGAGUUCUCGGUCCAGCGACAUAUCCUCCGCUCGGCCGAGACAUCGCGGUGCCGCAAGAUGAGGACCUACAGCAUCAUGAGGUCCGAGAACGAGAUCGACAGCACGGUCAAGUUCUGCCCGAGGCGUCCUCAUGGCAAGAAGACUGUUCCGGUUGAUCUGGCGAAGAUGAAGGCAAAGUACAUUGAGGGGUGGCAGGGAACGAUGGAUGACUUGGUUGGUCAGUGUAAAGGUAAAGAGGAACGAGUGGUGAUUGGGCGGUGUGGAGUUGAGACGGUGGUAAUGAGUCAUAGAGGGCCGUGA